UUAAGAAAGAAAAGCAUCUGGACUCCUUCUGGACUAAUGACCUUUGGUCCAAAAAGUUACAGGAGCUUCACAGAACAAGGGAAUUCUCCCAGCAUUGUCUAAGUCUCCAACUUGCUGUAGUUGCUUGCAGUCAAUGGAAAACCUCAAACCCCCAUGGAAUUUAAAAUAUUUACAAUUAAUGCCUGAUAAAUGGAAACCUGUUUGAUGAAAAGAGGAGUGGAGGCUCUCUUUCACACUAGAUCACGUCCGCUGACAAAGUGUUUAUCCUUGGAGGAUCAUCCUCUGUGGCAAACACUGUGAGUGUUUGUUCAAGAGAUAUUUCGCUUGUUGGAGUUGGGAAAGUGCAUCUGAAGUGAUGCUGCCUCUUUAAAUCUUCCCACUGCAUUUCCUGAGGCUAACAUGUGGGCAUAAAAAAGAGAUAAAGCGUGCAAUGACACACACACACAGACACACACAGACACACACACACACACACACACACACAAACGUAUAAACUUCUCCCAGUCCGUGAAUAAUGGAGAGAGAGAGACCAUCCUGGAUUCACCAGCAGUUGUUGUGGCGUGGGAGGAUGGUGAAGUUUCCAUGAGGACAUGAAGUCAUGGUCACAGUGCAACAGCAUGCUCCCCCUCAGUGGCCACCCCCCCGACCGCUCCGACCGUAAACGCACAGCAUCUGAGCACCAUCUCCUCGCCGGCUCACCACAGGACUCUGACGUAGAGCAGGGCAAGCAGAAGAUGAAGCUGGCGCCUUUCACACGGACUUUACUCUUCUCUCUCGCCUGCUCACUUUUGGGUCUCAGCGGGCCUGUAUCGGGAGCUGACCAGAUGAAGUAUCCUGGCAGAAGACCCCCAUCCCCCUCGGACUUCCUGGACAAGCUGAUGGGAAGAACCUCAGGCUAUGAUGCUCGCAUCAGACCAAACUUCAAAGGUCCUCCUGUUAAUGUCACCUGCAACAUUUUCAUAAACAGCUUUGGGUCCAUCACAGAGACUACAAUGGACUAUCGCUUGAACGUGUUUCUACGGCAGCAGUGGAAUGACCCUCGGCUGGCCUACAAAGAGUAUCCAGACGACUCCUUGGACCUGGACCCUUCUAUGCUGGACUCCAUCUGGAAGCCUGAUCUUUUCUUUGCGAAUGAGAAGGGGGCCAACUUCCAUGAGGUCACCACUGACAACAAGCUGCUGCGCAUCUUUCAGAAUGGAAAUGUUUUAUACAGCAUCAGGUUAACUCUAAUCCUGUCCUGUCCAAUGGAUCUAAAGAACUUUCCCAUGGAUAUCCAGACGUGUACCAUGCAGCUUGAGAGCUUUGGCUACACUAUGAAUGAUCUAAUAUUCCAGUGGCUGGAUGAGGGCCCAGUGCAAGUGACGGAUGAUCUGGUGCUGCCCCAGUUUGUGCUCAAGGAGGAGAAGGACUUAGGCUACUGCACCAAGUACUAUAACACAGGAAAAUUCACUUGCAUCGAGGUCAAGUUUCACCUGGAGCGCCAGAUGGGGUACUACCUGAUCCAGAUGUACAUCCCCAGCCUCCUCACGGUCAUCCUCUCCUGGGUCUCCUUCUGGAUCAACAUGGACGCCGCUCCUGCCAGAGUAGGCCUGGGCAUUACCACCGUGCUCACCAUGACAACACAAAGCUCUGGUUCCAGGGCUUCACUGCCCAAGGUGUCCUAUGUGAAGGCCAUUGACAUCUGGAUGGCAGUCUGCCUGCUCUUCGUGUUCGCCGCUCUACUGGAGUACGCCGCUGUCAACUUUGUCUCCCGGCAACACAAAGAGUUCUUCAGACUCAGGAGGAAGCUGAAGGAGGAGCAGCGUCUCAGAGAGGUAGCAAACUCGAAAGCGAAGAGCAACAAUGGCCUGCAGGGAAACAACCCUUCCAACAAGGGAUGCCAGAAGCACUGCAAUGCCUGUGCACGGUGCCCACAGGAAGAGCAGCUGGCUCAGGAGAAUCAGCCCUUCUACCUCAACGCGUUUGGCACGGAGCCGUGCAUGAUUGGUGGAGAUGGGCCCUUGUCGGAGACAGCGGCCAUGUAUGCAGCCCUGCCCCCUGGACACUCACUCUUUGAAAUACGCAGGCGUUUCAUUGAAAGGGCGAAACGCAUCGACACCAUCUCCCGAGCGGUCUUUCCACUCAGCUUCCUGCUUUUCAACGUGCUCUACUGGUUCACUUAUAAAGUGCUCCGUCAUGAGGAUGUGCAUGCAUCUGGAUGAAAAGCAUGAGGGUUAUACCUACGGACUUUUUUGAUAUUGCAGUCUAUUUAUGGGUUUCGAUUUGAGACUCUCUUUUUGCAAGACUCCUUUAAAUCAUGGAAACUGACACACUGAUGAUCAUUACUGGCAUUGAACCUGCUGAUUCAACCUCUGGCAACUUUGCAGCUCAACAGGACAAAAAUGUUGUGGACACUGUAAAAAUUCAUUAGUGCAGUGAGAAAAAAAGUAUUUAUUUUUCUCUAUGUGUAGCCAGACAUACUGUAUGUUUGGAAAACACCAAGGUGAAAUGUGGACUGAAUGAGAGUGAGAACAAUAGUUACCAGAAUAAUAGCGAGGAACUGUAGUGCCAUUCAUUUGACAUAUCUAAACCCAACCCAUAUAUGUCAAGAAGAUGCGGAGUCAAAAGACGAGUGGACUUUUCCUGUAAGACCCAUCUCUGGUGGGUCUUACAGGAAAAGCCUUUGUCUGCAGCACUGUUAGCAUUUAUUUUUGAUGCACUCUAUGUUAUAUAUAAGUUGUCUUCGGGAUGUAACUCUAACAUACUGGACUCACCUUAGUAAUUACAACAUACUGUAUAUCAUUAAUAAUGUAAUUUUCCCAUGAGCGAGUCAUAGCUUCAGUGCGGUGUAGCUGGGGUGGGUUUUUAUUAGCUUCCUGGGUAAGUGGGACCAGAUAUGCUUGUUCUUGACUGAAGAGCAGACCUGUGACCACUCUGGCUUUAUACAGAUACACCGAUCUCUUCUGGCAAAACUAUUGAGCUCACAGGCAAUUCUCAGGCAAAGACAAAUUCUCAGGCAAAAGAGCCACUUGUUUGUUGAACACUACUUUUAACAAGUUAUUAUUUUGUAUACCACAUUUAAAGCAAAUGCAUAAGGAUUCUGUCCCUCAAUGUGAUGUUAACAGUUCAAUGCUUCAGAAAUUUCACAAAGUAUUUUUAUUUUUAUGACUGCUGAUUCCUAAAAGUGUUUAAUUUGUAUCUUUUCUAUGAAAAUAUCUUUUCUUUUUUUUGUAUCUUCUCAAAAUAUAUCUGUUCACCCUGCACAUAUGCCUGACAUCAGAAGCACUGGCAAAUGCUAAGCACUGUCGAUGAAGCAGGAUAUGUUGGGAUUACAUUUUUUCCAUCAUUUGAAAAUGCUGCUUCAAAUAAAUAUAUAAAUUAUU
Messenger RNA from Alosa alosa (allis shad), 3362 nucleotides. It is a transcript of the gene glra4b, whose product is annotated as glycine receptor, alpha 4b. Gene Ontology annotation, molecular function: glycine binding; transmembrane signaling receptor activity; chloride channel activity. The transcript has 10 exons. The coding region runs from base 591 to 2201 and encodes 536 amino acids. The record is from RefSeq and is a predicted model, not a curated record. Gene Ontology annotation, cellular component: plasma membrane; neuron projection; synapse. Gene Ontology annotation, biological process: regulation of membrane potential; chemical synaptic transmission; chloride transmembrane transport. Lineage: Eukaryota; Metazoa; Chordata; Actinopteri; Clupeiformes; Clupeidae.